UUGAGACCAUUGCGGUUGAUUUGAUCACGCUGUAUUUAAUUGAACUGUUAAACGAGAAAUAUUGCUUAGAAAUGAUUUAGGGUCAUGUAAAAUCAUGAGGAAACUGAAAUACAAGAGAACCUUCAUGACUGCAGUUAUUGUUUUCCACUGUAAAACAGAAUGAUGUGACAAGCAAAUAUGAAAAGAAACUUCUGAAUAUUGAUCUGCAAAGACUGCAUUGUUUAUUUUUGUUUGUGACUCAUGGAGCACAUGUCCACAUACUGAGAUGUUGCAGACAACAUGGAUUGCAUUAGUUCUUGGCUUUUGGUCAUCUCUUUACCUCCUUGAUGCUUUUCUGAAGACACAGAAAUGGUCAGGUCGUCAAUACAUAGAAAGAUUAGACAAGACUGGAUUGUCUGUCUCUGUUUGCCAAUUAAGAUGGUAUACUGCUAUGUUCAACAGGACAUUUGUCAAGUUGGGACAAUGGAGACCACACUUUCUUAGAAUUUGGUUUAACUGUGGAGUUGUUUUUGGACUGCUGGCAAUGAUUAUGUCUAUAUUUUUGUUGACUUUAUUGGUGUUUAACACUUUUCGACAGCAACCUGUAGAUCAGCAAGUUUUGACACCUGUUAUGCCAGGAAUCAACUUACCGAUCUCUCAAAUGUCAUACUAUCUAUUGACAUUACUGGUAUGUGGAAUUUUACAUGAAGUAGGCCAUGCUAUUGCUGCUGUAAGGGAACAAGUAAGAGUAAAUGGUUUUGGUUUGUUUAUAUUUAUUUUAUACCCAGGAGCAUAUGUGGAUUUAUCAACAGAGCACUUACAAGCAGUCUCCCCGUUACGUCAGUUGAGAAUUUACUGUGCUGGAGUGUGGCAUAAUUUUGUAAUUGUUGUAUUGGCAUUAUGUGUGCUGUUGAUAUUACCUUUACUACUGGCUCCAUUCUAUGGUACUGGAGAGUCUGUGGUUAUAACUCAGGUCACAGAGAACUCAGCAGUUUCUGGACCAAGGGGUCUUGCAGUAGGAGAAGCAAUAACCAGUUUAAGUGAUUGUCGUGUGACUAGUCUUGAUGACUGGAGUACAUGCAUUUCUGUCAGUAUGAAAGAACCAACUAUGGGACAUUGUAUGGCUUUGAAUCUAAUUAAAGAUUUGGAUGCAUCCCCAAAAAACUGGACUCGAACAGAGAAAUCUAUAGACUGUUGUAAUAGGAGUAGCAGUACACACCUGUGUUUUAAUUAUCAUACAAAGACUGCUCCCCAUGAUAAAUAUGCUUGUUUGCCAGCAAGAGCUAUAACUGAGAGACCCAUGUGUAAAUUACAAAGUGAUUGUUAUAUACCAAAGGGUGACGUUUGUGUAUAUCCUGCUUUAGACAAUGAAACCAAAUUACUUCAAGUUUACCAUGGACGUAAACCACCAUUACUAUUUCUGGGUCAUCCACUUGACCUUCAUUACUCUGUUGUUCUAAGUAAUUAUGUACCAAAAAGUUUUGCUAUUCCAUUGAAUCUACCGUAUGUUGUAGAAACUUUCAGCAAAUAUUUGAUAUCUCUCUCAGGAGCAUUAAUAAUACUGAAUGUUGUACCAUGUUAUGCAUUAGAUGGUCAGUGGAUAUGUCAUGGGUUUAUAGAGAUAGCUCUACGUUCUACUAUAUCAGACAGAGAAACAAGAGGACUUAUUUAUACUGUGAUGAUCCUUUAUGGAACAUGUUUGUUAUUUAUAAAUGUUGUUAUAGCAAUGUGGGCAUUGUUUUCAUAGCAUUAAUUGUCCAUUUCAUCCAAGAAACUUGAUGAGUAAUAAAUUAUUAUAUCCCCACUUGAAUAGUGGGGUAUAUUGCAUUCACCUUGUCAGUCUGUCUGUCUGUUCGUCAGUCCGUCCAACAAAUAUUUCCUUCACACUCUUAUCAGGUACUACUUAACAGAAUUACUUCAUAUUUGGUAAGAAUCUUGUCAUUGAUGAGUUUUAAUUUGUGAGACACCUAUAGCUACUUCCUGUAUCUGAAAUAUGUUGAAUGAACUUUAAUUUUUUCAUCAUACAGAUCUCAGGCAUUACUGAAGAGAAAGUCUACAUACUUGUUCAGAAGCUUGGUAGUGAUGAGUUGUAACAUUUGGAAAUUUUUUGGAUUUGUCGGACUUCUGCUUUCUGUUUGCCUAUACUUUGAAUUUUUCAAUAUUUUAACAGGCUUUAAAUUUUCUUCACACUUUUCUCAAUUACUGCUGAAGAGAACGACUUCAUAUUUAGUCAACAGCCUAUAAGUGUUGAGUUGUAAUGGGUGAGCAUUUUACAUAAUCUGUUGGUCACAUCGUUCUGGUUAUGCUAUACUUUGAAUUACAAUUGGUGAUAUGCUUAGCACAACAUUGCAUGCAUUUUUGUUUAAUAUUACUGUAUAUCAAGAAAAAAAUGGUACAUGCAUAUGUAUGAAACAUACUGUAAAUAUACGGACCCUCAUUUUUGAGAUUUGGCAGUUUUUUGCUAAAUGAGAUUUCCUGUGGAGGAAUAAAAUAUUCAUGUAAAUUUCCCAUUUUUUAGCAGCUGUGGUCUGGUCUUACUUUUUUCAGGUAUAAACAUCUUCAUUUACUUUGAAAUGAAAAGCUGAAACUUUUACAAACUCAUUAGAGACUAGAAGUUUUACUACUUUGUGAUAUCUUCGUCUUUGUUCGACAUUCUUCUUGUUUGAAAUGGACAAUUAACAAUGCAUAUUCAACACCCUACAAACUCUUCAAUUGUCAUUGAUCACUGGAUCAAUACUUCCUACUUAAUUACAGCUAUUUGUGCAUUUUUGCUUUUAUUCACAUUUUUGAAAUUGUUAAAUUGUUAAAGUUGUUUAUGUUAAGAGUUUAAUGGUCCGAAGUAAUGUGUAUAAUGUCAUUUACCUCGUUUAGAAUCUGGAUAUUACUGUGUACAAAUAAAAUAUAUAUAUCUCCUUAGGGUUAAACCCUUAAAAAAUAUUCUGGCAAUCCCUCAACUAAAACAUACAUGUACAUGUUCUGUAUGUGUAGACCAAUUAAGAGGGCUUCUGUUAGCCAUGACAACAUUUUACUUAUACAUUGUAUAUGGAUUGGUAUUCACAUCCAAAGUAUUCAUGUUAAUAAUUUGUGGAAGAAUUCAAUCCUAGCUUAAAACGUUUUUCAAUAUAAGAUGUUAAUGUAUGGAUAAACAUAUAUGAUGAUAUAGGUAUGAUAAAAUUGUGAUGUAGAAUAGAAAAAUACUUGGAUAGUGAGAAUAGGUUAAAGUAUAUAAGUGAGUGACUGACAUGUGUGAAACAAGUGUGGAUGUGAUUUGCUGUCUUUUACAUUUGGUUUAAUGUGCAGAAUAAUAGCAUUAUGAUUUUUUGUCUUGUUGGGACAAAAGUCACAGUCGCAGUUUUCGUCUCAUUAUGCGAGACAUAGGGAUUACUAUUUGGCGGUGAUGGCUAUGUAAACUAUUUGAAUAAAGCUUUAUAUUUCAGAAGGUAGAAUACCUGGCUGCUUCACACCUUGUAUGCAGUAACUUUAUGUCACGAAGUUUCCGACUGUCAUAUGUUCAUUGUCCUUGACCUCAUUUUCGUCAUCAGGUUCAUUGUUCAAUGUUAAGUUUUUGUGUUUUGGUCUGUUUUUCUAUUACCUUAAGCAAUAGGUCAACUAUAUUUGGUGUAUGGAAUAAUUGUAAGGUGUACAUGUCUGUCUGACAGGAUUUAUCUGACCUUGACCUCAUUGUGAUGGAUAUUUAUGGAUGUAAAGUUUAUGUGAUACUCAAAGUAAAACCUUUAUCUUUAAGACUUUCAACAUAUCAAUGGUCAGUAAAGCAGGCGAGACAUUUCAGCGUUUGCAUUCUUGUUUAGCUUAUUUAGCAAAAUUAAUUGUUAAAAUGUAUUAUAUGAAACAUCAUCAUCAAACAUGCAUUUCAGUGUUAUUCUAUUUCUCAUACAAUCAGGAUUUAAAAUUACAUUGUAAAAGAACUCUUUUUGAUGAUAAAAUGCCCUAAGGAGAACACUGUAAUUAAAACCUGAUACUAAGUCUAUUAUUGCUAGGAAAAAAAAAGCUGUACAAAUAAUUUUAAAAUCAUCACCUUCAUCAUCAUGACUAUGCUACAAAUGUUAUAUAUGUAUAUCUAAACUUUAGGCACCCAGCCAGAGGGAAUGUAAUAUAGAAUUGUUUAUAACAUAAUGAAUUUGUAAGCUUUUAAACACAGCUGAGAAGAUGGCUCAAACUGUAGGGGUAAAUAAUGCACAAUCAGUAAUUUUUAUGAAUUUGCAGAUAACCAUUCAUUUCAUCUUUGUUAGAUCUUAGAUGUCUGUGUUUGUAUUAUGCUAAACAUUAUCAGAGUUUUGUUUAGAUCCUUCAUUGGCAGUUUUUAUGUAUUCUUUUACUUUUAUACUUGUAAAUGUCUAUAAGAUAUAUGUUUAUUGUUCAUUUUAUUUGAUCAUAUAUCAAUGAAACUGUUUGAUAUUUUCUUUGCAGGUUGAAUGAGGUUUUACUUUAUGUUUCAAAAUGUUUAAUUCACAAAUUCAUUUGAACAGGAACCAUAAAAAAGUAACACAGAAAAAAUUUCAAAACAGGUUAAAUUUGAUGUCAGCAUGGGAAAAGAAAACUGGAUACUCUUAUUUCUAGAUUUUAAAUUUUCUGUUAUUAAGCAAAGACUAUAUCAAGUACACUUAUAGAAAUAAUAGACAUUUUAUUGUUAACUUUUACAGAUAAUAUGUUUGCCUAUUUUUUUUUCAUUUGUUUCCCUUUCCGAAAAGAUUAGCUGCCUAUAUGACACACAACUGACAAAUGAAUCGCUGUCAUUUUGCCUUGUUGUUAAGUCUCUCUACAACUCCUUUGAAGCUACUCAAUUGAAACCAUUUAGAGUUAGAUCUUCAACAGGAUGUGCAGUAUUUAUCAUUGAUUUUGGGUUUUUCUAGUAGGUAAAUAGGCUUUUGCAUGAUUCAUGUGGGUUUACAUUUCUUAUCCACAUCCACUGUGUACCUCUUGAUUUAAAAAGCCAAACCUUAAAUCUGCAACCAAAGUUGACCUUGGAUGCAGUUGGCUAUUCUUAUAAUAUCCUUUUUGGCAUUAUACAUAGUUCCCCAAGUAUUAAUACGUCCCUGUCUGUCAAUUGGUUGCUUUUGAGCAUUCCUAUGAAGAUCAAUCCAGAAAAGUGAUUCAGAUGCUUCAUAUUUAUAAAGUGUUAAUUUGUUUAAAGUAAUCUUCAACAGGCAAAGUUGUACAUUGUAUUUUAUUGUCUUUAAAGUUUGUUGAUUGCAUCAUUUAUAGAUUCUUGGCCACUUUUAUAGGACUUUUACAUGGCACAAAUUCAGGUUGUAUACAAACCCUCAUUAACCACUUAUAUUUAUGUAUUAAAUUGCAAAUUCUUUUUUUUUUAGAAUGGAAAACACUUCUGGAGUUUGCCAAGCCAAAACAUUUACUCUUCAAUUUUUUGCACUGAAAUGUAAAUGAAAAACUAGGGGAGAUAACACAUUCAUGUUUAAGUUAUGGAGGGAAAAAUUAUUGUGGGUUGCUUUAAUAUAAUGCUAUGUUGAGAUUAACAUUUUAAGUACAAGAUACACUGUACAAUUAAAUAUUUUAAUGAAUUGUAAAAAAUAUAAAUUGAAAUUAGUCAUAAAAUGUAGUUGCAGUAUGAAAGUAUCUAUUUUGAAUGUGUGUUAGAAUUAAUGAAAUUAUGGGACCAGAAAUUUGGAACAAAUAAAAAACAUAUCGCUA
This is a messenger RNA of Mytilus californianus (California mussel), 5649 nucleotides long. Its product is annotated as membrane-bound transcription factor site-2 protease-like. The record is from RefSeq and is a predicted model, not a curated record. NCBI's taxonomy places the organism in Eukaryota, Metazoa, Mollusca, Bivalvia, Mytilida, Mytilidae. Gene Ontology annotation, molecular function: metalloendopeptidase activity. The coding region runs from base 266 to 1726 and encodes 486 amino acids. The transcript has 9 exons. Gene Ontology annotation, biological process: membrane protein intracellular domain proteolysis; regulation of response to endoplasmic reticulum stress. Gene Ontology annotation, cellular component: cytoplasm; membrane.